UUUAUUAUGUAUCAUGUCAUGGCUGGCGAAGCUUGAUUUCUUUUCUUACAAAAGUGAGCUUGGUUUUCUUUGAAUGCGGUGAUCACCGUCAGUUUAACUUUUAUUUACAAUUUAGACAAGCUAACUUGUAGGCACUUUAUGUUUGUUAUACAUCGUAUAUGUGUUGUUGGACAUUCAUUAAAAUGAUACUAAUGUAAUAGAGAAAGGAAUACAUCAAACAAAAUGAACGACGGCGACUGGAUUUGCCCUGAUGCGAAUUGCGGAAAUAUUAAUUUUGCCCGACGGGUUUCAUGUUACCGCUGUAAUAAAGAGCGACCGGACAGUGGUAAACCUUUUAAAAAGAAGCUUGGCACAGAAAUUGGCAAGUCGGCAGCCGAGAAGUCUCGUGGUUUAUUCAACGCAGAUGACUGGCAAUGCAAUAAAUGUGCUAACGUUAAUUGGGCCCGGCGUCAGACCUGCAAUGUUUGUAACGCACCGAAAUUCGGUGAAGUGGAAGCUCGCACUGGAUAUGGUGGAGGAUACAAUGAGAGAGGCGUAGUGGAGUACCGCAGGCGAGAACCCUCUUCAGAUGACGAAUAUGAUGAGUUUGGAAGAAAGAAACGCAAGCGCAAACCUGAAACACAUGAUAAGGUUGGCAUCACUGAAGGGGCAGCAUUCAAAAAAAUGCCACCAACAAUACUGCAGAAGGAAACUAAGUUGGAUCUUGCAAUGCCUGUGCCAGCAACAAAAGUGUCAUAUGUUAAUAAAGAGCAAGCCCAUGUUAAUGGCAGUCUUAGUGAUGGAUCUGUCUGUGAAGUGCCUCCACUCACUAAAACAGCAUUUAGGAGGAACCAACUUCAAUCACAAACAAACUAUAAUAGACAGGACCACAUGUUGCCCACUUUCAAAACAAAUGGUGUCAGAUACCGAAAGCGGUUUAUUAGUACAGGCGAUAGAGAACAUAGUGUCUCCUCAGGUUAUGAAGUAGUACCAAAGAAGUCUAAACUAGGGACAGAGGUUUCCACAGUCAAAUCAUACAAUCCAGUUAUGGAGAAUAGAGUAUCUUCAACCAAUAAUGAAGUGAUUUAUAAGUUUACUGGAUCCACUCCUGCAGAAGAUUUUCAAGUUACAUAUACUUUGGAAGAAAGAGUGAAAGCAGCAGCUUUUGCUAUUGUAUAUAAUAAUUGCAAAAUUAGUACUGAUAGAUUUGAAUCUCUUUUUGAUAAACCAGCACCUGAUUUUAAAACUAUUUUUGCAUGGAGACAACGCCUUUUGUCAACCGGUUGUUUAGUUGAUAGCCAUUUAGAACUCAAGAAAGAUACUUUUGAGAAACCACAGGCUACGGCUGUGACUUCUAACAAUACUUCUGUUUUAGAAAACAAAAAUAUUAAAAGACUUCCUAAUCCUGAUGAAAUCCCUAUUAUAUCUGAUAGUGAUAAUGAUUGUGAUAAAAAAUCACCAGUACCUCCAAAAGCUUUACCAUCCUUGAGCCACAGGAGUAUGAGUGUUGAAACAUUAUUAAUUGGUGGGAUGGACAAUGAAACUAAUGUAGCAGGUGGUUCUAGUGCUGGAGAGGGCAGAACCUCACAAGCUAGGAGUCAGUCACGUUCAACACAUCACCAGACCCGUUCUAGUUCAUGUGAUAGCCGAGAUUCUAAUUAUUCUGAUACAGAUUUAGAACCAGGUAGUAAAAGAGCAAGGUCUAAACCAAUAAAAUCCAUGAACAACUCUAAUCAUCUUUCAGGUACUUCAAACAGACAAUCUAAUCGGGAUUCAGAUUCAGAGUCUAUAUCAUAUAAUAGUGAUGAAGAUAAUUUCUUAUCGAGAGUUUAUCAAGGUGGCAGGAAAUUAAGACGAAAAACAAAGAGAUCAUCCAUUCCCACAACCAAAGUUGUAAAUAAUGUAUCUGAAACACCUUCAUUUAUAGGAUAUAAUACGGCAAAACAAUUGGAAAAGUCUCCAUUAGUAACUGGUAAUAUUUAUAUGUCUAACUUGCGUAACAUGGGAGUUAAAAAUCAUGAAAGUAUAACAGUAGACAUUGAUGGCUGCUCAAAUGAGUAUGUUCCUACGAAACUAGGAUCAACAACAAAGAAUUAUCAAGAAUUCAAAAAUAAUGUAAAGAGAAAAGGUUUUUGGGCUAAAGGAAAUGGAACCACUAUGGUUAAAAAUAAACAACAUGUUACAAAUGUUUCCAAAACAAGAACACUCGAAGAAUUUUCUAACAAUGCUUAUAUGAUAUCUCCACAUGGUUAUGUUACUCAGCAGCUAAUGCAGCAACCAAUACAGCCAUUAGUACAGAAACCAAUAAAUGAAUUUGCACAGAAUCCAGUACAGCUAUCAGUACUGCAAUCAAUAGAACAAUUGCCAAAGCAACCACUAAUACCAAAUAAAAGCGAAGAUUUUACUAAAGAUGAAUUCGAUCAAUUUACAAAUGUUGAUAAUUUUCUGCCAUUUGAUAAACCCAGUCCAUUACCUAUAUCAACUCCACAAAUGUUUAAUAAUGUAGAGAAAUCAGUGGGGAAUUCAUCAUGUAUAUUUGACAUAGUACAGUCUCAGUCUACAACAAAAAAUAGAAGUAUAAUGGAUAUAUUUGGAAAUAAUGAUGGAAAUGAAAACAGUACAGAGUCAAAGGAAUUAGAAAAAUUGGAUAGUGUCCCGAAAAUUUAUGAAACUGAGUGGGACGAUGAUGACGAUGCUCUCUACAAAGAAUCUACUACACCUGACAAAAAACGCACACCAUCCCCGCCAAGUAUUGGAUCACUUAGAGUUCAAAGUCCUAUGUCUAGUAUAUUAUAUGCUUCAGAUAUUGAGACACCAAAGAAAAGUAAGGAUAUACCAAAUGCAACUAUGGACAUUAUUAGGGAGAAACAUGACAUAUUGUUAGGUUUGUUAAAAGAACUCAAACCUAACAAAGAAAAAGAAACAAAUGCACAUUCCUCUAAUCACAUAGAAAUGCAACAAGAGAGAAAUGAUACAGAUACUAGUGAUACAUAUCAUGCUAAAUCAGUAAUAAAUACAUCAUCAAAUCUUCUGUUAACUAAACCUGAUACAAUCCCACAAGAGAUAACUAAUGAGAUUAUUUCUAUUCCGGAAGAAUCAUUUAAUGGACGAGUGUCUGCUGCAACCUUACCUCAUGAAAAUGCGACAAAAAAUAUAAGUCCAUCAAAGCGCGUUCAAAUUUUAGAAUCGGUUACUAUAUAUCCAGGCGGAAGUCGAAAGUCGUCAGUAUCACAUGAAUUGAGCAAUAUCACCAUUAAUCAUCAGGAAUCUGAUGUUCAGAUUUUACAAUCUAAUCCUUCAUUACAACAUGAAAGUGAUGUAGAGGAAGUAACAGUACAGACUUCACCAGCCCAACCAGCACCAUCAGUGGAUUUAAACAACUUACUGUCAGGGAUUAACACAAAUACACUUCUACUAGCUCUUCAGAAUUUGCAACAAUUAACGCAACAAUCAACAAAUAAUACUAACAAUUUAAAUGAUUCAGAUGACGUUAUACAAAUUAAUGAUAGUGAUAAAAAUGAAGAAGUAGAACCUAUAAAUAUUACAAAUGACGAGGAGUGGGAAAAGGAGACAAAUCGCGGCGGUAGUAUAGAGAGAGAAUUAGAAAAGUUGGAUGGAGUUCCUAGUGACACACCUUUUUUAAGUGAUAUUUUUGAUCCUGGUCCAGUGGUUAUACCACAGAACGUCGCAAGAAAAUUAAAUCUAAAUCUCAUAUCUGCAGAUGACAGUAAAGCCGAAAACAAGGCCAAUCUAAAUCAAAACGCUCCAGUAAUUGGAAAUUUCAAAAGUUUUGCAUUGCCAAAACCUAUAAUGUUGAAUAGGCUUAAAUUAACUGUGAAAACUGCAGACAAAAAUGUAAAAAAGACAACAAAUGGAAAAAAAGUAAAGAGAAGGAGAAAGAACAAAGCUUCUGGUUCCCAAGGUGAAGAUGAUGGUGAAGAGGAAGAAGAUGAGGAAUCUGGUGAUGAUGCUGAUCUUUCUAAAUAUGAUUUAUGGGGAAGUGAUGAAGAACAAGGAAAUUCUUCAAAAGCUGAAAAUACAGAUAAGACCAAAAGCGGAGAAACAUCGAAGGGGGAAGGCUCAGAAACGGCAGAUAAGAAUGGUAAUUCAGCUUCUCCAGAAACGAAAAAUAGUAAGAGAAGGUCUAGGAGCUCGUCGUCAUCAUCCAGUUCCUCCUCCAGCUCUACUUCUAGUCACAGCUCAUCACAGGCUCCUAAAAAUAAAUUCGAUGAUUUCAACCUGAAUAGUGAGCGCGAAUAUUCGCCGAAGGGACGCAAAUCGCGGUCGCGUUCGCCUCGAUCGCGUUCCAGUAAUGCACCAGUAAGACGCAAGUCGCGCGACAGCCGCUCAGCCGGCGAAUCCAGGUCAUCCCGCGAUAAAGAGAGGUCACGUGAUCGCGAGCGACGCGACAAGUCGCGGGGAAGUCGCGACGACCGCAAGGAGAGACGCUACAGCCGUGAAGGGAAUACGUACCCCGCGCGUGGACGCCACCGCUGAACGUAACAAUAUUGAUAAACUUAAUAAGAAUCGUAAUGUAAAUAGAUUUGAUUACGGCACUGUGCAUUAUAAUUUAUGUGAAUUUUUAUCUUAGAUGUCGUUUACUAUAUAAGCGGAAUAAGAUCUAGGAAUCUUAAUAAAUGGUGUCUAAAGUAUCUACCAAUUUGUGACAAAAGUUUCUAAAGAUUUUGUUUAAAUAAAUUAUGUAUCAAUCCUAUGAGAACUGUUGGAUCAAAAGGCGUUAAUAUUGCUUAUUAACGGGACAGUUCAAUAGUUAAAAUGUUUUAUCUUUGGAUGUCAUUGAUGGAAUUGUGAUGAUUAAUCAUUAAAAAUGGCAACGUCAUGAUUUCUUAUCAAGUUUUUAUAAUGUUCAUAUUAUGUACCUAUUGUUUUAAUAGUACAUUAUUUAGUCAUGCUAAAAUUGGGUGCAGUGUGUUCUUUAGAGAUUGUUUUUUUUUGUUGUAACCGUCGCCGUUGUAACGCUGAGAACAGCGUCAUGCACUACACAGAUUACACUGUGCCUCAUUUGUUACCAUUUCUCAAGACUGGGGUAUUAUUAUGUCUGUAUUUCAGUAAUUUCAUUGCUAAUACUCACUGAAACACGAGUAGAACAAGCAAAUACAAAUUCUUUCUCUGUAUGUAAAUAAUAAUGACAGAGUAUUGCAGUGUUGCCAUUUUUAAGAUAAUGAUUUAUUGGUAGGAGUUCUUUUUAUCACGUGAUA
Molecule: messenger RNA, 5198 nt
Organism: Galleria mellonella (greater wax moth)
Lineage: Eukaryota; Metazoa; Arthropoda; Insecta; Lepidoptera; Pyralidae
Exons: 8
Coding region: 223-4476 (1417 amino acids)
Molecular function (GO): RNA binding; lipopolysaccharide binding
Source: RefSeq, a predicted model, not a curated record